Messenger RNA from Betta splendens (Siamese fighting fish), 1716 nucleotides. RefSeq names its product neutral cholesterol ester hydrolase 1-like. Lineage: Eukaryota; Metazoa; Chordata; Actinopteri; Anabantiformes; Osphronemidae. The record is from RefSeq and is a predicted model, not a curated record. The coding region runs from base 61 to 1314 and encodes 417 amino acids. Gene Ontology annotation, cellular component: membrane. Gene Ontology annotation, molecular function: carboxylic ester hydrolase activity. The transcript is spliced from 5 exons.
UCUCGCGGAAGUUUCGUGAGUCGUCAGUCCUGUGCACACAGUGAAGGUGUGACGUCCAGCAUGAGGCUGCUGCCAGCGGUGGUCGCGGUGUUUCUGGCGGUGGGGGUCGCCUACUACGUGUACGUCCCGAUGCCUGAUGGCAUCAAGGAGCCGUGGAAGUUGAUGUUGGCGGACGCAGGAUUUAGGACAAUCAUGCAAGUGACCUCUUUGAAGAACCGUCUGGGCCUGGACUACUACAUCAACCCUCUCCUACCGUACGCCGAGGGCUUUGUGGGCAUGGUGUCCAGGCUGCUCAGUUCUGAGUCGGGCGGAGGCGCCGUGCCAGGAGUCAAAGUCAGCGACGUCACUUUUGCCGGCAUCCCCGUCCGCGUUUACGAGCCCCCGGCUGGAGGGGAGGGCCAUCUGAGGAGAGGGGUGAUGUACUUCCACGGAGGGGGCUGGGCCUUUGGCAGCGCUAAGAUGUAUGAUCGGAUCACCCGCAUGAUUUCUGAUGAGCUCAAUGCUGUGGUUGUCUCCGUUGAUUACCGUCUGUAUCCAGAGGUGCUUUUCCCGGUGCCGUAUCUAGAAUGCCUCGCCGCUGCCAAACACUUCUUGACCCGAGAGGUUCUGGCCAAGUACGCCAUCGACCCGGAGCGCGUGGCCGUGUCGGGAGACAGUGCCGGCGGAAACCUGGCGGCUGCUGUGGCUCAGGAGAUUUCCACAGACGACGACGCGAGUGUGAAGUUCAGCGUCCAGGCUUUGAUCUACCCGGUGCUCCAGGCUCUGGACUUCAACACGCCUUCGUACUUACAGAACAAGGACGUACCGGUCCUCUACCGGCCUCUCAUGGUUCAGUUUUGGCUCCAGUACCUCGGCAUUGACCUCUCUCUGAUGCCCCAGUUUCUGGCCAACAACCACAGCUCUUUGGAGCAGUCGCUCAUCACCCCAGAGCUGAGGUCCAGAGUGGACUGGACCUCCCUCCUCCCCCCAAAGCACAGGAAGAACUAUGAGCCUCUGGUUGUGGGAAAGGGUUUGCGGGGGCUGGUGAAGGAGAGGCCGGGUCUGCUGGACGUGCGGGCGGCGCCGCUGCUGGCGGGACCGGAGGUUCUGGCGAAGUGCCCUCGUGCGUACGUCAUCACGUGCGAGUACGACGUGUUGAAGGACGAUGGGCUGAUGUACGCGCGGCGCCUGCAGGACGCGGGGGUCGCGGUCACCAACGACCACUAUGAGGACGGCUUUCACGGGUGUUUCGGCCUCAUCAAGUGGCCCAAUGACUUUGAUGUAGGGAGGAGGGCGGUCCGAGGCUACUUCAACUGGCUGCACAACAACCUGUAAGAGUGAAUUAGAACGUGUGUGUGUAUGUGUCUCAAUACAAUUACAAAUGCACUGUAUGUUGCUAUUUGAACUCUAGACCUCUAGAUCUGAGCUCAGGGCCCUCAUGUACCUGCACAUACAGUGGGGGGAGGGAGGGUUACUUAGCCAUUGAUUUGAUGAAUGAUUUUCAUCAUAGAUUCAUUUCAACUGUGAGAAAAAAAUCCAGGAAAUCACAUUGUAGGAUUCUUAAAGAGUUCAUUUAUAGAUUCCUGCAUAAAAUACGUAUUUGGUCAAUAACAAAAGUUCAACUCAUUACUUUGUACUUUAAUCUGUGUUCACAAUGACAGCGGUCAAAUGACACACAGAUCAGUCGUCCUGUCCCCUUUGCAGAAAAACAGCUCCAAAGCAUGAUGUCCCCCACAU